AUGUUGGACAGUUUGAUUGCUCUAAAGGACCUGGAAGACAUUCAAGGAUUGCCCCCUCUAAGAGAAAUAGAAGACGCGCGUUAUGAGAAAAAUACAAGAAAAUCCACACGGGCUGAAAUAGAGCGCCGGAAACAGGAGGAGGUUGCCAGAGCAAGAGUGAGACAAGUGGAUGAAAAGGGAAGGGCGUAUGGAACAGGAAGGAGGAAAUGCAGUAUAGCCCGUGUCUGGAUUCAACCUGGUGAAGGGCAAUUUACUGUCAAUGACAAGCAGUUCGAUGUGUAUUUCCCAAUGCUUGAUCACCGGGCUGCUUUGCUUCGACCUUUCUCCGAAACAAAGACUUUGGGUCUGUGGGACGUCAAUUGUACUGUCAAGGGGUGUGUCAGGUCAAGUUGGGGCAAUUCAUUUGGGUAUCAGUAA
This is a messenger RNA of Ilex paraguariensis (yerba mate), 417 nucleotides long. Lineage: Eukaryota; Viridiplantae; Streptophyta; Magnoliopsida; Aquifoliales; Aquifoliaceae. The record is from the annotation of a GenBank genome assembly.